UCGGUCCAUGAGUAGCACAUUUUCAACUAUGAUAAAUUAUACACUGCUGGAUGUUUUAAGAAGAUUAAAACGUAUACAAGCUAUGCAUGAGAUAAGCACAGACUUAGGUCCCAAUUUUAGAUUCCCCAGGCAAGAAAACAAACGACUUGGAAAUAAUUCAAGUGUCUUUAAAGUAACUGAGUUUCCAUCAACUGAUGAAAUGAUUAACAUAAUUAAAAAGGCCCAAGAAGACGCACUAUCUGACGCUAAAAAAAUUGGGAUGGAAAUGAACAGGGAUUGUUGUAUAGAAAUUAAUUUACCGACUUGUGACAAUCCGGAAGAGCAAGAAGAGGUGCAGGGAAGUAUAAUUAUCACUGAUACCAUUUCAAAGGAACAUGAGCCAGACCUCGAGCCAGACUUUUCUAAUGAAGACCGGGAGUUUCUUGAAUAUACCUCUACAUUUAAUAAUUAUGACUCUUUGCAUUUGAGAGACUAUACGGGUCAAAAGAAAGCACAAAAAUCGUGUCUGUCAGUGACACUUAAAGACAAAAAAACACGAAUUAUAAAAAAAUCUACUCUAAUUUGGUUUUUUCAGGAAAAACAGGGUCGUUUAUCAACCGACAGACUGCUCCGGGUAAAGGGAAUGACAGUUAAAAAUACGCAUAAGGGGUUAUCAAAAAAAAAACAGUUCAGGAAAAAGCCAGGCCAAGGACUUCAACCAGCAGGCAAUAUCAAAAAAAGAAAAAUGUUUCGUCAACCUCAUGAACGAGCUCAUAAAGAUAGUACAUCUGAAUCUCGAUCUGAAUCAGAUGAGAUUAGCUUAGAAAGUGAAACUUUGAGUGAAGAUUUCUCUGACUUAGAAGAUUGCCAUAACGAAAGUACAAAAAUGCCAGUAAUUCAGCUAGAAUCUUAUUAUGCUGUGUUUUAUGAUACACAAUGGUAUCUAGGGCGUGUCAUCAACAGCUACAGCUCAGAAAAGUUUAAAGUGAAAUUUUUACAACAAGACCUGGAUACUUUUAAGUGGCCCAAAAAAGAUGAUAUCCAAGAUGUUCACAAAGAGUUUAUAUUUUAUGGACCAGUUAGUCUAAGCGGAACUGAACCAUUUUCUUUAAAAAGAAAUGAUUUGAUUGCUAUUAAACAGAAAUACAAAACAAUCAAAUCCAUCAAAUCAUUAAAAAAUUAAACAUAUUUUUUUAUGUUAUUUAUUAUGUUAAUAAAGCUACUUUGCUUAAU
Diabrotica virgifera virgifera (western corn rootworm) is the source of this 1212-nucleotide messenger RNA. RefSeq lists its product as uncharacterized. Bases 8 to 1162 code for a protein of 384 amino acids. The transcript is spliced from 2 exons. The record is from RefSeq and is a predicted model, not a curated record. NCBI's taxonomy places the organism in Eukaryota, Metazoa, Arthropoda, Insecta, Coleoptera, Chrysomelidae.